Molecule: messenger RNA, 1174 nt
Organism: Bombus pascuorum
Lineage: Eukaryota; Metazoa; Arthropoda; Insecta; Hymenoptera; Apidae
Exons: 6
Coding region: 34-1158 (374 amino acids)
Biological process (GO): sensory perception of smell; detection of chemical stimulus involved in sensory perception of smell
Cellular component (GO): plasma membrane
Molecular function (GO): odorant binding; olfactory receptor activity
Source: RefSeq, a predicted model, not a curated record
UCGUUCGUACAAAGUGCGCAGUCUGUUGAAAUUAUGCCGAAACGAAUAACGUCGGAGAAAGUGAUCGACAUCGUUUGGUUUAGCGUAGCUUUGACUUUCUGUUGGCCGCUUCCUAACAAUAGCAGCGGAACGCGAACUCUGGUUCACAAAAUUAUGCAGAUCAGUAGCGUUAUUAACGCUUGCAUGCUGCUCCCGCCGCUGCUAUAUUCGAUUUAUCUGCAUCUAGACGAUAUAAUCAUUGUUUGCGAAUGUAUCUGUCUGUUUAUGAUUGUAAGUCAAUGCGUGGUUCAGACUGUUAUAUGUUUCGUCAAUCACGAUUCCCUGCAACACGUAGUCGAGGAAAUGCUAAUCUGCGUUAAACAAGCGCGAGAAUACGAAGUGGAAAUUUUUUCCAAGCAUAUCGCGCGAUGCAGCGUCUUUUAUGCAAGUUCUAUGGUAUGUAUUUACUUGACCGCGACCGCCUUUUCGAUAGGACCUGCAGCCUUGCCGCUAUCCUUCCCAAGCGAAGCGGAAUAUCCUUUUCGCGUUAAUUAUACGCCAGUGAACGUUAUCAUCUACACGCAACAGUCUAUCCUCAGCUAUCAAUGCGCAGCACAUAUAUGCUUAAGCAUGUUUGGAUCGCUUCUGCUUUGGUUUACCGCCGCGAGGUUCCAUUGUUUGGCCAUGGAAUUAAAAAAGACCUCAGACGUUAGUACGCUGAUCGUUUGCGUCGAGAAACAAUUACAUUUGAGAAGAUACGCAAAAGAAGUGGUGGAUAAUCUUCGUUUCAUAGUGCUUUACGCUAUAGGAGUAAGCACGUCUGCUCUAACUUUAUGCGGCAUUAUAUUGCUCGUGGAUGUACCGCCAAUGGUGAAAAUACAGUUCGUAACUCUAUGCCUCACUGUACUUGCGGAGAUUUAUGUAUACGCGUGGUCGGCCGAUUACAUGAAAGAUAUGAGCAUAAAUGUUUCACGAAGCGUAUACGACACGCUAUGGUAUAAACAGACGUUGGAAAUGCAAAAAAAUUUGUCGAUCGUGCUGGUAUAUCAAGAGCCAGUAACUCUCUCUGUCAGUUGCAUAAUACCGGAGCUUUCUUUGCGUUAUUAUUGUUCGUAUCUGUCCAAUACUUUCUCCGUCUUCACCGCUUUGCGUGUCGUGAUCGAAGAUAAUGCGGAAUAAAUGCGAAUAAAAGAAU